CCUCCUAGAUCGAUACAGACCGACAUUGGAGUAUUCAGGACUGUUCAAAUGUAAAAAUUUAUAAUUUUUAUAUUAAAUCAACAGAAGUCGAGAUUUAAAUAUUAUCUAUGUCACUGACACGGAUGCACGGAAACUGACUUUUUUUGCAGGGAAGACGCAAUCUUAAGGCACGAGGGAUGAGUUUCUUGGAAAGCCAGGUUUAUAUAACUGAGGAUGAAGUGUUGGUUAUACCGAGUGAAGCAUCAUAGCACAGUGACGCUCUAUGUAUUGUUUUUGUGGAUUCUGAUGUAAUUGCAGAUGAGCCGUAUCUACCAGGACUAGAGGUGAUCCCCAGCCAGGGUCUAAUGAAGAGAUGUACACUCUAUCAUCAGCUACCGUUAAUAGCUACCAGGAGCAGGAGAUGGGCAAAUGCUCUCUUGAUGGCAUCACAGUGUUGAAAAAAUACUGACGGGUAUCUAUAGUUUUACGAAAAGAUAUUGUGGUACAUUUUUGUUGUUUUGGGAAGUAAUACUGGUGAAAAUAUAAACCAUGGAAAAAGUUUCAUCGAAGUGUGUGGCUUUGAAAAGUGGAAUAUUUUUUGUUAUAAUUUUAGAGUUUCUGAUUUUGUUUGUGAAUUGUCAAAGGGCUCCAAGAGCAGAACUUGACAUUAUUCUGCCGGAUGUUGAUAAAGUUGUCAACGCCAUUAAUACUAGGAAUUUAUUCAACAUUAUGAGAUCCAUCAGAAGAAUGUAUUCUCCAUUUCCAAGAAUUAUAAAACUGGAGAAUAGUAAUCCAAAUGAGAUUCUGGACAUUUUCUGUGAAACAGUGUUUAAAAAGAAUGUGAAUGCUUUAAUUCACUUAAGUGUCACCAGGAAAGCGGAAAAAUCUAAGGAUUACAUUCUAGGUUUAGCAACUAGUCUUGGACUUCCGGUCCUUUCCUUUGAUCCGGAUUAUGUGGGGGCGCUAGAGACAACUAAACUACAGGGCAGCGGUGAUGGAUCGAACCCCCAAAACAGGAUGGUCCUGCAAUUGGCCCCAACCCUUUACCAUCAGGCCCAGGCCAUGCUCAAGUUCAUGAUGACCUUCAACUGGACACAUUUCACGGUGGUAUCCACUACAGAGGACAACAAUUUUGACUUCACUGCCGCUCUAAGGACGCUCGUAAAAAAGAACAAUGACGUCAACAUCCUCAGCGGCCAGUUCAGGUUCAAAAUAAUGAAAGAGAUCAUAUUUGAAUACGACGAUAAAGAUUCCUAUGACGUCAUGACUAAGAAGGCUGUCCACUUCUUCAGAACACAAAACCCCAAAGACAGCAGAAUUUUCUUAUUACAUUCAAGUCAAGCAAAAACACUGUUGGACGCCGCUGCAGAAGCUGGUUUGAUAACUUACAAAUAUCUGUGGAUUGUGACGUCACAGAGUAUCGGAAUACCCACAAAGAGAGCUUCCAGAUCUUACCCACUGGGAACAAUAGGUGUGAGUUACGUAACAACAGACAGUAACUAUGCAGAUUCUGUCUACAACAAAGCUGUAGAAGUGGGCGUGGCCACGUGGGUGGGAGCAAUGGAGAAACUGAGGGGGCGUGUGCUUCAGCCGGAUUUUACAUGCAAUACGUCCGUCCCUGCUUCAUCCUGGGGCGCUGGGCAUGAGCUGUAUAGUCUGAUGAAAAACUACGAGAACACUCGAGGAGCGACUUUGGUCAGCUAUGACGAAAACGGCUUGAGUCGGAAUGUGGAGUUGAAUAUUCUCAAUGUACAACUGGAGGGGUACAGCAACGUGUGGCGGGAGAUUGGCCGUUGGUAUGCAGAUAAGCCCACCCUCAAACCUAAACUGGAGUUGAAUGGGAUCACGUGGCCGGGGGACAGAAAAAUCCCUCCGCGGGGGAGACCCGAGCGGAGGUACUUCUCUAUAGCCACCCUGGAGGAGGAACCUUAUGUAAUGUACACUAAGAAGAACGAGAAGGGCACUUGCAACCCUCCCGCUGUACCCUGUAGAAUACAUUACAAUAGAACUGUACAUGGCGACGACCCCUCAGUAGUUAAUGGAACCGUACAAUGGUGCUGCGCAGGUCUGAGUAUAGACCUAUUGGAGAUCUUCAGAACACGCCUAGAGUUUGACUACGACCUGUUUGAAGUCCCAGAUCGCACAUGUGGAGUAAAGAACCAGGAAACUGGCCAGUGGAACGGCUUAAUAAGGAUAAUCCAAGAGGGCGGGGCCGACAUGGCUCUGACGUCACUCCAAAUAACACCCAGCAGAUCGGAAGCUGUUGAAUUCACAGUUCCAUAUUUGGAAACGGGAACGUCAAUUAUCGUUUAUCUGCGAAAUGACACCAUCUCAGCUUAUGCAAUUUUAGAGCCGUAUGAUUACGGAGCCUGGUGCCUCAUUCUCUUCAUAAGCGUACACUCUAUGGGGGCGUCUAUUUUUAUCUUCGAAUGGCUGAGUCCCGAAGGCUUGGAUCAAGGCAGGACUCCAAUGCGAGAGCAUUCGUUUUCCCUUUUCCGCUCUUUCUGGUUGAUGUGGGCCAUGCUUUUUGGCGCCGCCGUGUCAGCUGACAACCCACGUGGUGUCUCGGCGCGUUUUAUGGGGAAUGUCUGGGCGCUGUUCGCUCUGGUAUUCCUCGCCAGCUACACUGCUAACCUGGCCGCCUUCAUGAUCACUAAAAACACCUUCUACGAUCUAGAGGGCAUCACAGAUUGGAGGUUGAAUUCCCCCCUGAAGCAUCAGCCACCUUUCAAAUUUGGGACCGUGUUUAACAGUAGCACAGAAGAAAACCUGCGCGUCAACCACCCUGCUAUGUUUAAGUACAUGCAACAGUUUAAUACUCAUACUGUGAAAGAAGCCAUUGAUAAACUAACAAAAAGUGACAUCCAGGCCUUUAUGUAUGACUUCACUCCUUUACAAUACCAAGUAGGCAUCGAUAAGAACUGUCGCUUGAUGUUGGUCGGUAAGCCGUAUGCCAUGUCAGGAUACGCAGUGGCCUUCCCCAAGGGUCAAACAGAGCUCAAAGAGGAACUGGACGAACUGAUUUUAGAAUUACAAGAUGACGGUGAACUCGAAAGACUCCGGAAGUAUUGGUUGUCGGGUCCAUGUUAUUCCAAACAGCGGAUUGGUCAAUCCAGUCAGAGGCUGCGCGUGCUGAACUUCACCAGCGCUUUUAUCUUGUUAUCUUCCGGUAUUGUAUUAGGAGGAUUACUUCUUGUAAUGGAGCACCUAUACUUCCGGUUCGGCCGAAAAUAUUUGAAAAAGUACGAUAAGUGUGGGUGUUGUGCCCUGGUCAGUUUGAGUAUGGGGAAAUCGUUAACAUUUGAGCAAACAAUUAUGGAAGCCAUAGAUUUGAAAAAGAAACACAAAUGCAAAAAUCCUAUAUGUGAAACGCAGCUUUGGAAAGUUAGACAUGAAUUGGAUAUAGCCUUGUUAAAAGUCGAAAAACUUACAAAGGAGUUAAGACGUGAAAGGAAUUUACAUGCAUUAACUUCAAGUCGUGAUGAUACAGUGGAUACCUCUGAACCUUUACCGAUAGGAUGGAAAGACAGUGAAGAAAAUGAUAAACCUCCUGACUCUUCUGAAAAUACAGGUGCGGAGAACCUUAAACCAGAAAAUAAUAUACGACGUUCUCCUAGCUAUACUCAGGCCGUGACCUCUGACCCGCCAGAUGACGACGAGGUCAAACAACCCGAGAGGUCAGACCUUAGAUAUAGAGACGGAAAAGUUUAUCAAAAAGUUGAUGAUGGCGAAGUGUGAAAAAAGGUCGUAGGGAUUUCAUUUAAAUCGUCAUGUGAUUCAGUUAGCUACAAUCAGCAUUACAACCUCUAAUGCUCAGAACCGUCCAUUUGUGCCAAACGGCAGACGACAACCAGUUGGAGUUUCUCUCCCCUUUCAAAGCAACGAGAUGAACACCAAGGAACACGCGCCGUGUGUGUCUUGCUUGAAGGAUUAUAAGUGCCUUAGUAUUAGCCAAACUUGUUGGAGAAAACUAUUAGUUCAUAAUACUUUACAAUUUCUUAUUAUCAAUGUUAGCUGCUGAUUAUCAAUUGAAUCAAUUGUUAAUUAUUGUACUCGAUUCCAUUAUAAACUUAAGAGUGCAAAAUGCGACUGAUUGAAAGUAGAAAAUGAUUAUAUGCUAUAUAAAUGUUAUUUUGUUUGUGUGUGAGCUAACAGUGUCAUUAUUAUUGUUUAACUAAAAAAGAUGUUUUUCAUCUGUUUGGAUUCCAACACAGGUAAUGUCCAAAUCCAGAUUAUCUGAUGUUUUCAUGAUACAAGUCAGAUUGUUGUUUGACUGGAAUGCAUGUGUAUUUUCAGAUGAAAGAAAAUGAAUUUCUCAAAUAUCAA
Messenger RNA from Saccostrea cuccullata (small rock oyster), 4305 nucleotides. Its product is annotated as glutamate receptor ionotropic, NMDA 2B-like. NCBI's taxonomy places the organism in Eukaryota, Metazoa, Mollusca, Bivalvia, Ostreida, Ostreidae. Gene Ontology annotation, cellular component: plasma membrane. The transcript has 18 exons. Bases 529 to 3717 code for a protein of 1062 amino acids. Gene Ontology annotation, molecular function: NMDA glutamate receptor activity. Gene Ontology annotation, biological process: monoatomic ion transport. The record is from RefSeq and is a predicted model, not a curated record.